Molecule: messenger RNA, 2358 nt
Organism: Antechinus flavipes (yellow-footed antechinus)
Lineage: Eukaryota; Metazoa; Chordata; Mammalia; Dasyuromorphia; Dasyuridae
Gene: SPATA16
Product: spermatogenesis associated 16
Exons: 11
Coding region: 5-1891 (628 amino acids)
Biological process (GO): spermatogenesis
Cellular component (GO): Golgi apparatus
Molecular function (GO): protein binding
Source: RefSeq, a predicted model, not a curated record
UGUGAUGUUUCAAAAAAAAAAUCGGGGCUCGCGGGAAGAAUGCCCGGGGGAGGGCGUUUGCGCCGCCCCAGAGCUGGCCGAGCCCUGGGCCGAGGUCCGGGGCGCAGGGAGCUGUCGUGGAAGGCACCACUCGUGGCCGCCGCUCGAGAGGCUCUGGACUUGGCUGGAACAUUCGGGGGAUCCGAUGGAUUCAAGGAGUCUGGAGAAUGCUGGGAACAGGACCUGCCACGAUCAGAUGGUCCCGAAGAUGAACGUGAGCAAAAAGAUCGUGAUGUUGGCCAGCCCGCUCCACGCUCUGGACAUGCCCCAGGAGGUGAAGAAAAGCUGCCCCGAGAAGCAGGGGGAGAUGGGGAACGAGAGGGUCAAGAUGACCAAGGCGCUGAAGGAGAAGCAGAGCGGCGAGCUGGACAGAGCCGGCCUUAAGAGAAGGACCGAGAGCGAGGAGAAGCCCCCCGCCCUGAAGCGGGAGCCCCGGGUCACCGAGCUGGAGAGCCAGCUGAUCGCUCUGCCUUUGCCCCACAUCCCCCUCAAGAACAUCAUGGACGUGGAGAUGAAGCUGGUCUACAUCGACGAGGAAGACGUCACGUACGAGUUCGUGGAGGCGCUGGUGUCCACCGCGGCGCCGGCCCCCUGUCCGGCGGCUGACAUCGCGGACGCUCUGAACGCGCCCCACUUCGGCUUUCUGCCCCAGAUCGACAAGUGGCUCCAGGUGGCCCUCAAGGAUGCCAGCACCUGCUACAGGCAGAAGAAGUACGCCGUGGCGGCGGGGCAGUUCAGAACCGCCCUGGAGCUUUGCAGUAAAGGAGCAGCUCUGGGAAAACCUUUUGAAGCAUCUGCUGAAGAUAUUUCAAGUGUUGCUAGUUUUAUUGAGACAAAGCUUGUCACCUGUUAUCUACGGAUGAGGAAACCUGACCUUGCUUUGAAUCAUGCUCACAGGAGCAUUGUUUUAAAUCCAGCCUAUUUCCGGAAUCAUCUUCGUCAGGCAACAGUGUUUAGAUGUCUGGAGAGAUAUUCGGAAGCGGCCCGGAGUGCCAUGAUCGCUGACUAUAUGUACUGGCUAUCAGGAGGAAGCGAACAGUAUGUCAGCAAACUCAUCAAGUUGUACUGGCAGGCAAUGAUCGAAGAAGCCCUCACCAGAGCAGAAUCCUUCUCGGUCAUGUACACGCCGUUUGCAACAAAAGUAAGGCCUGACAAAAUCGAGAAAGUGAAGGAGGUUUUCACAAAAACGCACCCCGCAUAUGUGGAGUAUAUGUACACAGACCUUCAAGGACUUCACGUGCUGCCUCAGACAGUUGACUGGUCAUCAUUCCCUCCCCAACAAUAUUUGUUGACACUUGGGUUCAAAAACAAAGAAGAUGGAAAAUUUUUGGAAAAAAUGUCAAGUAGGAAGCUGCCCACAUUUACAGAGCACAAAACCCCCUUCAGCCCACUGACCCGGGAAGACGCUGCAAGACACAUGGAGACCAUGGGGAAGAGGAUCUUACCGAUAUUGGAUGUCAUCCGAAGCACUAAAUUAAAUGGUAGUUUCCGGGCAUGCUCUGGUGUGAUCGAGAAGUUACAGUACGCCAGCCUCCUCAGCCGACUGCAGAGAGUCAAGGAGCAGUCCCAAGUGAUCAACCAAGCAAUGGCUGACCUAGCCACCAUCCCCUAUCUCCAAGACAUCAGUCAACAGGAUGCUGAGUUGCUGCAGUCGCUAAUGUCAGACGCUAUGGACACCCUUGAAGGAAGAAGGAAUGAUAAAGAACGGGUAUGGAAUAAAAUCCAGAAGGUUGGGCUAAUUGAAGACUUUCUAUACCAAUUAGAGGAUAGUUUCUUAAAAACCAAAAAACUGAGAACAGCCAGGAGGCAGAAAAUGAAAAUGAAGCGACUUCAGAGUGUACAGCAGUGUUAGUCACUGGAGGCAUGGACCCCCCUCCUUCCCACGCCCCCAACCCACCAACCACGACAUCCAGGCAGUCAAGAGUUUGACAGCUGGGACGACAAAGGCCUGCCUUCGGAUGAAUGAGGUGGCUCUUCCCUCUGGCUCAUCUUAAGCAAGGAGAUUCCACACUUCAUUAGUCUCAGCUGGCAGAAAUAAAUGUUCUCAGAAAGUUUAACUUGGUUCUUAUUCACAUCCAUCUUGUUUAUUUAAAUAGCUUAAAGAAUAACCAUGAGCAUGGUUCCUUCACCCACUGUGCCCUUUCUAAUGUAGAGUGGACUUUCCUCAAUGUGCACAUAGGGCCCUGCUAGUCCCAGAGUUCAUCAUCAAGAUUCAUUCCCAUUAGCACAAAGGAUUACCUACUUAGACCUGGAAGUGACUAAAGGCCUUUGAGUCCAUCCUCUCCUCUGCCUCCAUUUUACUGGUGAGAAAACUGAGCU